Messenger RNA from Copidosoma floridanum, 262 nucleotides. RefSeq names its product probable methylmalonate-semialdehyde dehydrogenase [acylating], mitochondrial. The record is from RefSeq and is a predicted model, not a curated record. Lineage: Eukaryota; Metazoa; Arthropoda; Insecta; Hymenoptera; Encyrtidae.
GCAUCCAUCUGCCCUUUUAACUUUCCAGCUAUGGUGCCACUUUGGACGUUUCCAAUCAGCGUAGCCUGUGGUAAUGCAACUAUCCUCAAGCCAUCCGAGAGAACUCCUGGAGCCUCUUUAAUACUGGCAGAACUAUUUAGUGAAGCUGGUGCACCACCUGGCCUCUUAAAUAUCAUACAUGGUGAAAAAGAGGCUGUCAACUUCAUUUGUGAUAAUCCUGACAUAAAAGCUGUAUCCUUUGUUGGCUCUGACCAGGCCGUAA